AUGAUCUCGUUCAGAAUUUUGCUCAUUUGGCAAUCGAAGUUUGUGCAAGUUCAAAUUCUUGGUGAAGAUACUAAGUUCGUGCACUGUAAAAUCAGAGUUUCUGGGCAUCACACAGAGUUCUUUUUAACUGUUGUGUAUGGUUCAAAUUCCAUGUUAGACAGGAAAAUUUUAUGGGAUAAACUUGCUGGGUUAGGCCAUUUGAAUCUUCCUUGGAUUGUUCUAGGAGAUUUCAAUGCUAUGUUCAGCUAUCAAGACAGGAAUGGUGGUAGACCCAUAACUGCUAAGGAGAUUUCUGAUGCUCAAAAUUGGCUGUCUUUAGGCCAAGUAGAUGAACUUCGUUGUGCUGGCUCCUCUUACACUUGGUCUAAUAAACACGAAUUUGGGGACAGAAUAUACUCUAAGUUGGAUAGGGUUUUCACUAAUGAGAAAUGGUUGGAUCUCUUCCCUAACACAGAAGGAAUUUGCAAAUGGGACAGUAACUCAGAUCAUAGUUACUGUGUUAUCAAAAAUCAUGUUAUAGGAAAAGUUGGUAUCAAGCCUUUUAGGUUCUUCGACUGUUGGAUGUUCCAUAGUAUGUUUAAAACAGUGGUUCUUGACAGUUGGAACAAAGCUAACUCUAAAGCUGGCCUUGUUGGAACUUCAUGGGGGAAGAAGAGUUCGGCUAAUAGGCAGAUUGAUAUCAAUAGCCUGAGUUUUGGUGAAAAACUUACUGUUCAGCAGCAAGUCAAAUUGAUCAGGCCUUUCAAUAAGAAAGAUGUUCAAGAGGCAUUAUUUGGCAUUCACUCAAUCAAGAGCCCCGGUCCGGAUGGGUUUGGUGCUGGGUUUUUCAAAGGCCUGUGGAAAGAGAUAGGUAAUGACAUCAGUAUGGCAGUGUUACAAUUUUUUCAUGAUGGAGUUCUUCCCAAUGAUCUUAAUGAGACUGUCAUCUCCCUUAUUCCGAAGACUGAUUCUCCUAAAACAGCUGCAGAUUAUAGACCUAUUGCUUGUUGCAAUACGCUCUAUAAAUGCAUUUCUAAGAUGCUUUGUUCUCGUUUGUCUGAAGUUCUUCUUAUUUUGAUUCAUGGUAAUCAAGGGGCUUUCAUCAAGAACCGUCUCCUGGCUCAUAAUAUUCUUAUCUUUCAAGACUUGCUCAAGGGAUAUACGAGGAAGAAUAUUUUAGCUAGAUAUAUCAUGAAGAUUGAUCUUAGUAAAGCGUACGAUACAGUAGAUUGGCAGUUUGUGGCUGACUUGCUCAAGGGUCUUUGUUUCCCUUCUAGGUUCAUUCAUUGGGUGCUGGUUUGCUUAAAGGGAACUUCUUAUUCGUUGAUGCUCAAUGGUCGGCUUCAUGGCACCUUUAGAGGGGAAAAGGGUCUGAGAAAAGGAGAUCCUAUAUCUCCUCUUUUGUUUGUUUUGAUUAUGGAGUACCUAACUCGGCUCUUACUUCAGACUUCUAAACAAAAAGGUUUUGGUUUCCAUCCCUUAUGCAAGCAUGUCAAUCUUGUCAAUCUCUGUUUUGCAGAUGAUCUAGUUAUCUUUUGCAAGGGAAAUGUGAACUCAAUGAGACUUACUCAGUCUGCUAUUGAAAGUUUUUGUGCAACCACAGGUCUCUCAAUCAAUAACACAAAGUCCCACAUCUACUUUGGAGGCAUAAAAGACGACUGUAAAUCUCAAUUAUUGGAGAUCACUCAAAUGGAAGAAGGCUCUUUUCCGCUUAAGUAUCUUGGAAUACAUCUAAUACCAACUAAAUGGAGAGCAGCUGAUUGUGGGGAAAUUAUCGGAAAAAUCCAACGGAACCUUCAUUCUUGGGCUAGUAGGAACCUUUCCUUUGCGGGCCGAGCUCAACUUAUACAUUCAGUCCUUCUUGGAAUUAGGAAUUUUUGGAUGAAUAUCUUUAUUCUUCCUCAGAAAGUUGUUGCUUUCAUAGAUAAAUGUUGCAGAGAUUUCCUGUGGCGGACUAAAGGGAAUCGUAGCAAACUUCACCUAACGUCUUGGGAGCAAGUCUGUCUUCCCAAAAAGUUUGGAGGAGUUGGCUUCUUUGAGGGCAGGAAAUGGAAUAUUGCUAUGAUGGCCAAGUACAUUUGGGCUAUUUCGAGUAAGAAAGAUUGUUUAUGGGUCAAAUGGAUAGAUUCUAUCUAUCUUAAAGGCCAUAGCUUCUGGUCUGUUCCUUUAAUAAAUGAUACUAGCUGGUACUUUCGGAAAUUACUGAAGCUGAGGAAUGCUUUUGAUUGUUUUGCUGUUAACUCUUCGGUUUUAAGAGGUAAGUUUAAAGCUAAAAACUUUUAUCUUUCUCUUACAGCAGCUACAGAGGUUCAGUAUGCCUCUGCUGUUUGGCAUCGUCUAUGUGUCCCGAAACAUAGAUUUAUUUCUUGGCAAGUGAUAAAUGAUCAUCUUCUUACUCGAGAUAAUCUUGGGAAAAUCAUGGAGCUUACAACUUAUCUUUGCCUGGUUUGUGAGUGUAUCAAUGAGUCCCACCAACACCUCUUUUUUUACUGCUCUUUCACUAAGAAACUUCAGCAAGAAGUUAGUUCUUGGUCCGGAUUCCAGGGCUGGCCUCUUACCAUGGAAGCCUGGAAGAUUUGGAGCUCUAGUGUCGGUUCUGAUCUGCAGCAUCUAGUUUGGAAUGCAAUUCUUUCAGCAGUUGUAUACUCAGUUUUGUGUAAUAGAAAUAGGUGUGUGUUUGAUUUGUGUUGUAGCUCAGUGUUGGUAGUUAUCUCUUCUAUUAAAGCAGCUAUCAAAGCUAGAGUUAAGGCUAUUACUUGUACCAAGGCUAACAAAAAAGACAGAGAUAUUAUUGGCCUUAUAAAUUCCCUGUAA
Messenger RNA from Humulus lupulus (European hop), 2793 nucleotides. RefSeq lists its product as uncharacterized. The transcript has 2 exons. The coding region runs from base 1 to 2793 and encodes 930 amino acids. NCBI's taxonomy places the organism in Eukaryota, Viridiplantae, Streptophyta, Magnoliopsida, Rosales, Cannabaceae. The record is from RefSeq and is a predicted model, not a curated record.